CAAGGAUCUGAGAGACAGCCUCCUCAGGGAGGCGUCAAUGUUUAACCUAAAUGCUGUUCCAAACUCUUUACUUAUAAUAAGCAAACAAAAGGUUCCAAUUCUUACAGCCCACUAAGAAUCUGCCAGCCACUCACCAGGUGUACUGGGGCACCAAGGCGUUCUCCACUUACGCUGCACCAUUUCCCCAGCCCCUCACAGUUAAUCCGGAGGUGAGACGGGAAGUUGCGUGAAAGGUCAACCUGCACCAUCUGUAAAUGCUCAUACAAACAAGGAUAACCCUGGACCAGGUACUACAAUAUUAGUGAUGGGGCCUUUGAUGCAUGGUGAGAAUUAAGGAUACGCAGCGUUGGAGACUUAUACAUACAAGGGAUUUUUGCGUCGUUUUGGCAGCUCCAGGACAAAUUUGGAUUGCAGAAGAGUCAUUUUUUCAGGACACUCUCAUUUCUGGAAGACAAUUAACGUGUAGAAAAAGUGGAUCUAAAAGAGUUUAAAAUUAAGAGUUAACCCUGCAGUCAGCUGGGAUUGCGUCAACAGACAUCCUUAACUGCAGGAUUUAAGAUGAAUUUCAUCAAUCUGAAUUACCAAACAGUGAGUUCUGAGGAAGACCGCAAGAAGCUUUUUAAAAAUGGCUGUUACAUGCAGGUGAACAAGAGGAAGUAUAGGAAACGAUUCCUUCGCAAGGAUGGGAACUGCAACAUCCACUUCAAGCGUGCGUUUGGUGAAUGGGAGAGUUACUUUUCAGAUAUCUUCACCACACUGAUAGAUCUCAAGUGGAGGCAGAUGUUUCUGAUUUUUUCCCUGUCCUACAUCCUGUCGUGGUUGUUCUUUGGUCUUAUCUUCUGGAUCACGGCUGUGGUCCAUGGAGACAUGUUGACGGAGGAGGAAGACCACACGCCCUGUGUGGACGAAGUUCACAGCUUCACCGCUGCUUUCCUCUUUUCCAUUGAAACGCAAACCACCAUCGGCUACGGAUCCCGCUGUGUGACUGAGGAGUGUCCCUUUGCCGUCUCUAUGGUCACUUUCCAAUCGGUGAUGAGCUGUUUGAUAAACACCUUCAUCAUUGGCACGGUGGUGGCCAAGAUGUCCAAGGCCAGGAAGAGGGCCCAGACCAUUGGGUUCAGCAACAACGCGGUGAUAUCGCUGCAGAACAGGAAACUCUGCAUGAUGUGGCGCAUUGGAGACCUUCGGGAGAGUCACAUCAUUGAAGGCACUGUCCGAGCUCAACUGCUCCGGUUUAAGGAGCAUGAUGACCAGAAAUUGUCCAUGGAACAUCAGGACUUGGACAUAGGUACAGGUAAUGUCAUCCUCAUUAGUCCUGUCACCAUAGUACAUGAAAUUAACGAAGACAGCCCACUCUACAACCUUAGCCAGAAAGACUUGGCUGAAGAUGACUUUGAAAUCAUAGUUACCUUCGUCUACUCUGAGGAUUCAACUGGAAAUACCCACCAGUCUCGGAGCUCCUACACACCUCUGGAGAUCCUAUGGGGUCACCGCUUCAAUGACAUUCUGAAAGACAAGGCAAGCCAUUAUAAAGUUAAUUACUCCCAGUUUCACAAAACCCAUGAGGUGACCACACCUGACUGCAGUGCCAAGGAGCUCUAUUCGGCAGCAGAACAAGAGGUCAAUGUGCUCACAGUGGCUGGAUUAGACAGUGGAGAUGCAAGGUGCGAGAGUGCAGUCAUUCCCAAUGAUGAUGAGGAACACAGUGCCAUACGAUACAUGUGCCAAAGGCCUGAACUCGUGUUCAGGUCCCUCUCCAUGGAGUCAGAAAUUUAACACCCGUCCUAAUUCUGUAUUCACUUCGGCAUAUGAUAGGACUAAUGAGAACAUUGUUUAUUUAGGAAAUAGACUCAAUGCAGACUGUUUAGGCUCCUUACAUUUCUGUAACUGAUUUAUGAUUAACAUUGUGAGAGGUGUGAGGCAGCUUCCUCACCCUGUACCAUCAGAAAUAAUGACCAGAAUAGGGAACCCUUGUAUGGCUGUCUUCAGUGCUAUGUCAGUUCCAAUAAUUUGCCCUCUUCAGUAGAAUAACACCAUGAUAGUCCAUCACACAAGAGAUAUCCUCGGCUUGGAGAAGGAACAUCUAUUCUUUGCACAAAGUACAAAAUAAGUUUAGUUAAGGCACAAUUCAACGCAUUCUAUAGCUGCACUUAGGUCAGGUAUAAGCAAUAAUCAAUUUUUUUAAUAACAAGAGAUUCUGCAAGUGCUGGAAAUCCAGAGUAACACAUGCAAAAUGCUGGAGGAAUUCAGCAGGCCAAGCAGCAUCGAUGAAGAGGAAUAAACAGUUGAUGUUUCAGGACUGGUGAAGGGUCUUGUCCCAAAACAUCGACUGUUCAUUCCUCUCCAUCGAUGCCGCCUGACCUGCUGAAUUCCUCCAGCAUUUUGGAAGUGUCAAAUAUCUUAAGAAGACUUUUCAAAAUGUGUAAGGCCUAGAUCAUUCAGGUUUGUGUGACACCUAACAGUUCCAUCGACCUGACACCUCUCACAGUGAUACAGAGUUCAGGUCCUCAAGCAAGCUUUCGAAACUUUGCCAAUUUCUUUCCUCCCACAGAUGCUGCUCAACCCACUGAGUUUCUUCUCCAGAAGAUUGUUUCUUGCUGUAGAUUCUGACAUCUGCAAUCCUUUGUGUCUACUCAUUUAAGGUGGCUCUCUGUGCUCCAAACUACCCAAUGCAUUCCAAACCCCUCACUCCCCCAUAAUCUUAAAUCAGGUUAACAGUUCUUGUGUAAAUACAUAAGUUUACAUUGGGCAUAUUAAUACAUAAAAUGUGUAGCCCCAAAAUAUAAGUAGCAUCAGAAAUGGGAAGAUCACUUCAAGGAGUAAAGACACCACAUGGAAAGCUAUAUUUGAUUAACAAUUAGCCACAAUUAAAAAUUGACAAUUCUCAAACAGCCAUACCUGCAGAAUCUGCACAAUACCUGGCCUCUACCCAGAAGACUGCUCUUAAUAUCACCUGUGAAUGUACUUGGGAAUUCUUCAGCUGACAAUAUCAGGAAUGAUUUGAUGAAAAUGACCAGGAGAUACGAGAGCUAAGAAACAAGGAAAAUACCAUAUUCUAGACAAGGAACACGAUUAUCACACAUAUAUUGGUCUACAAGCAUCUGGAAGUCAGGUCCAAAAGAAAGGUAAUCUGAAGCGUAAUGGUCAGAAUGAACACAGGGAAUCAGGCAACCACAGGAUAUAUUGAUUCCUCUGCAUUGUUCUGGCAACCUAUGGCCCAAACAUCUUGGACACUUACAUACUAAAACCCAAGAAAGAAGGAAAGCUCAAGAACAAUGAGGCAGUAAGUUCCACCACAAGGAAGAUCUCAAACUAAACUUUGUCCCUGACAUGGGUGUUCUUAGCUCCACUCCUUGGCAAGUUAUGUUCCUCUACCGUGCCUCUAUCCCAACAUGCUAACCAUCAGCUGGAAAACAACAAAGUCUUCAGAACAGACUUAAUCCCUGCAGGUAAAAUAUUUCCAGCAUGAAUUCAUGGCAACAUCUUCUUCAUGUGAGAAAGGGAGACUAGUGUGAAGACCUAAGUGAUGUGUUAAUUAUGACUGUCUUCAAGAAGAGUGACAAAUCUGAUUGGGAUAAUUACAAUACUUGUUGACUGGGGCAAGGAAAUUCUCUUUGCCAGGUCCACUCGUUUCCUGCAGAUCUCCUCGUAGAGUUGCAAUAUAGAUCCUUCAAAUUAAGAAUCAAAAUAGACAUGAUCUUCACUGUACAUCAACUCAAAGUGUAAGACCCACAUGAACUUUUGUACACAACCAUCCCUGACUUCACAAAAGGCUUAAGCAAGUCCAGUUUUGCACAGACAGUCUCUUCACCCUGGAUAGGAUGUUUCUGGCCAAACCUCUAAAUUGCUUUUACCCAUCCCCUACCCCCGAACAGGAUAUCCUGGAUGUCUUCCCCUUGGUUCCCAUGAGCUGCUGGGCAUGGCCGUGAUUUAAAGAGUAUGGAGGAUCCAUCUUAAAUUUGGAUGGCUCAAGACAUUUCUUACCAUCCUCCAUCUUCCUUGAUGUGUCACACAAACCAUAAUCCUCAUCAGUUAAUCCACCACAAAUCUACAAUAGUAGGGUCAAGCAAGGUUACAUCAUUGCACCAAAUGGUUUCUCAAGCCUCCCCUUUGCAAUAGUACACUUCACCACCAAAUAGGUCCCUCCUGUAAUGAAGCUAAUCGAUGAUGUUCAUGGUUUUCCUGUACUUUAUGGCUAUCUGGAGAAGAUAAAUCUCAGCUUUGUAUUCUGCGUGCUUACUUCAAGAAUAAAAUGAACGUUUGAACAUUUUGAACCUUUGAACCAUUGAAUGAGUGGGAAACUGUUUAAUCUUCACUGCUUUACUCCAGAACCAAAUUAAUCAUUUUUGUUCUUUGAGAUACAGUGUGCAGGGGAUAGUGUGUGUGUGAGAGCUUCAAGUUAUUGAUUCCUUCACUGAACCUUAUGACAAGACGAAGUCUCACACCAAGCCAGAAUAAGAAGGUGGGAGGAGGGUAAAUUCUUGCUUAUGAUCCUCCUUCCAUACUCACUGCUUUGUGCAAGUGAAUCUCUGCAGCUAUGCAGGGAGUGAUACACUGGACUUAAAAUUGGUUUGAGAUAGUUCAGUUUUAAGUAACAGGAAGCCUUACAACUGAAAUCCACAUUUUACCAGUAAUGAAUAGAUUAUAAUUUUAAAGGACUAGAGGGGCAGCUUAUUAGUUCAACAUGACCUUGUAAAUUCUGAUUUACUUGUAAUCGGAUAUAUUAAUAGCAAGAAUGUAUUGAUGGAUUACCAAGUUGUGUGACAUAGUGGGGCAGGAAAUCUUUGGUCAACAGCACUCAACGCCGGCAAGUAUCUGUGCUGCCCAUUAUAUUCAGCACCAUGACAUCUGGUUCAUUGAGGCCAACAAUUCAAACGUUUAGUGUUUAGUUCCAGGGGAAGUUGGUACUUCUACAUAUGGAGCCUUUCAGUUGUACAGUGUCUGGUUACACUGACAUUUUUGUUCAAAGUUCAAAGUAAAUUUAUUAUCGAAGUACAUAUACGUCAUCAUAUACAUCCCUGAGAUUCAUUUUGUUUAUUUAUUUAUUGAGAUACAGCCCAGAGUUGGCCCUUCUCGCCCUUCGCGCCAUUGGGAUUUAAUCCUCGCAUUAUCAUGGGGCAAUUUACAAUGACUAAUUAACCUACCAACUGGUGUGUCUUUGGACUCUGGAAGGAAACCGGAGCACACAGAGGCCACGGAGAGAACGUACAAACUCCUUACAGGCAGUGGCGGGAAUUGAACCCGAGUGUGCCAACCACUACACUGCCAUGCCUGCCCGACUCUUCUUGCAGGCAUCCACAGCAGAACAAAGAAAUAGAGUAGAAUCAAUGAAAAACUACACACAAAAACUGACAAGCUCCAAUAUACAAAAGACAAAUAUAAAGAUAAACAAAUAAGAACGACAAAUAAAUAUUACUGAGAACGUGAAUUGUAGAAUCCUUGAAAGUGAGUCCAUUGGUUGAGUUCAAUGAUCAGUUCACUGCUGAGGUCAGUGAAGUUAUCAAUGCUGGUUAAGGAGCUUGCUGGUUGAAAGGUAAUAACUGUUUCUGAAUAUGAUGUGGGAGUUAAGUUUCCUCUACCUCCUUCCCGAUGGUAGCAGCAAGAAGAGAGCAUAGCCUGGAUGGUGGGGGUACCUUAUGAUGGAGGCUUCUUUUUUGCCCAUCGUUGUUAAUCCCAGCUCUUCUGACCAAAAAUGCAUUUCCCCCUGUAAUAGCAUCUGACGUAGUCUAAUAGUCAGAAUGAUUUUUUCCUGUAUGACCAUGUUUAUUAUAUUACAGUUCCACCCCCUCCCCACGUACUUUCAGUAUAUUGCUUGUUUUAAUAUUGCUUGUGGCACUUAGGAAAUGAGUUGGAGCAAAUCUACUUUUAAUUUGGCACAGGCUGCAACAGUGCUACCUUGUCUGCUGUCGCUGCGUUGCAAACAAUUCGGUCAGCAACUCAGACUCUGUUAUCGAUUUGCAUCUAACAUCAUGCGUUUCCCCCCCUCUGACAUCCUGAUUCUGAUUAUGCUAAGGCUCAGAGCUUGAUGAGGGGUCUCAGCCUCCUUUCCAUGGAUUAUGCCUGGCCUGCUGAGAUCCUCCAGCAUUUUGUGGUUGUUGCCUCUGGAUUUCCAGCCUCUGCAAAAACUCUUGUUUUCAGAUCAGAAUCAUAUUUAUUGUUGCUGACAUAAGUGGAGAAACGUGUUGCCUUGUGGCAGCUGGACUGUGCAGGCAUAACAACUCACUAUUAGGUACGAUAGAAAGUAAACAAAUAAUGCAAAAGAGGAAUAGUCAAGUAGUAUUCAAGAGUUAUUGGACCAUUCAGAAAUUUAUACUUAUACUUUUGUACUUUAUACUUUAAUGUCGCUAAACAAUUGGUACUAGAACGUACAAUCAUCACAGCGAUAUUUGAUUCUGUGCUUCACACUCCCUGGAUUACAAAUAUUAAAUAUUAAAAAUAGUUAAAAUUAGUAAAUAUUAUAAACCUAAAUUAUAAAUCAUAAAUAGAAAAUAGAAAAAUGAGAAGUAAGGUAGUGUAAAAAAACCGAGAGGCAGAUCCAGGUCAGGAUCUGUUCAGCAGUCUUAUCACAGUUGGAAAGAAGCUGUUCCCAAAUCUGGCCAUAUGAGCCUUCAAGCUCCUGAAACUUCUCCCAGAGGGAAGAGGGACGAAAAGUGUGUUGGCUGGGUGGGUCGUGUCCUUGAUUAUCCUGGCAGCACUGCUCCGACAGCGUGCUGUGUAAAGUGAGUCCACGGACGGAAGAUUGGUUUGUGUGAUGUGCUGCGCCGUGUUCACGAUCUUCUGCAGCUUCUUUCGGUCUUGGACAGGACAACUUCUAUACCAGGUUGUGAUGCACCCUAGAAGAAUGCUUUCUACGGUGCAUCUAUAAAAAUUAGUGAGGGUUUUAGGGGACAGGCCAAAUUUCUUUAGUUUUCUCAGUAAGUAAAGGUGCUGGUGGGCCUUCUUGGCAGUGAUGGUAGAGGGGAAGAAGCUGUUCCUAAAGUAUAGAGUGUGGGUCUUAAGGCUCCUUUAUCUGCUCUCUGAUGUCAGUAAUAAGAAGAGGGCAUAUCCUGGAUGGUAAGCAUCCUUCAUGAUGGAUGCCACCUUCUUGAGAUGUUACCAUUUGAAGUUAUCCUUGCUGGUGGGAAGGCUUGUGCUGUUGAUAGAACUGGCCGUGUCUACAAUCCUCUGAAAACUCUACACCAGCUGGCAAUGCAACCAUUCAAAAUGCACUCCACCAUACAUCUGUAGAAAUUUGACUCAACAUCAAAGUCCCAGCCUGUAGCUUGAUCUGUACUUUUCUUACCUCAGUUCAGAAAAAUAUAAGUACUUGAGAUGCAAAUAUAGCAAAUGACAAUUACAUUAUUCGCUCUGUCGGCUGGGGCAGCUCUUACUUUUCCAAUAUGAGCAGCGUUUCUUGGAGAGUGAGGUGACAGUCAGCCAACUAAGGCCACUAUACACAAAGCACACGUUCUUGGCUCCAAAAUAUUCAGUGUUUUAACUAUUCCAAUAUGUUGUUGCACAGGCUGAUAGGGUUGUUAAGAAGGCAUAUGACUUGCUGGCUUUAUUAGUCAGGGAAUUGAGUUCAAAAACCAUGAGGUACUGUUGCAGCUCCAUAAAACCCUCGUUAGAUGACAUUUAGAGUAUUGUGUUCUGUUCUGGUUGCUAAAGUACAGGAAAGAUGUAGAAGCUUUAGAGAGGAUGCAGAGGUGAUUUACCAGGAUGUUGCCUGGAUUAGGGGUCAUGCUUUGUGAGAGUAGCAUACACAAAAUGCUGGAGUAACUCAACCAGUCAUACUGCAUCCAUGACAAGUGUUCCCAGACUUUUUAUGCCAUGAACCCAUACCAUUAAGCAAGGGGUCUAUGAAUCCCAGGUGGGGAACCCCAGGUCUAUGGAAAGGAAUAGUCAGUCAACAUUUUGGGCUGAGAUCCUUCAUCAGGAACCAUACUUAGUGACACUGGGCAGUCCAUGUUAUUCUCAUGCUGAACACCAUUCUCCAGAAACUACAAACAAGAGAAAAUCCGCAGAUGCUGAAAUCUGAGCAACACACACAAAAUGCUGGAGUAACUCAGUAUCUACGGAAAAAAGUAUAGAUCUGGGUCCUGCCGAAGUGUUUCAGUCCAAAAUGUCGACUGUACUUUUUUCCAUGGAUGCUGCCUGGCUUGCUGAGUUUCUCCAGCAUUUUGUGUGAGUCUCCAGAAACUGACACUUUUCUGAGUUUUCAUGUAAGUGACCACUGUGUGAGUAGAAGGUGGAUGUGCUCUAAGCCUCAUUGAUGAAGUUCUCACAUGGACCUCAUUAGCCACCGAGGAAACUGCAAAACUGUAAUGGAAAGAAGUCAUUCUCAAUCUUGAGGGAAUGCCAAAUGCAACACACUCAAGAUGCUGGAUGAACUCAGCAAUUCAGGUAGCAACUAAGGCAGGGAAUAAAUGGCUGAUGUUCCCCUCCCUAGAUGCUGCCUGACCUGCUGAGUCCCUCCAGCCUUUUGUGUGUGUUGCUCAAGAUUUCCAACAACUGCAGAAUGGUUUGUGCAAAUAAAGAAGGUUAGAAUGAGAUUACAACAUCUGACCAUUUAGCGUCUGACAACUCAUCCAACUGCCUCACUUGCUUUUUCUGUGACACAUGGCUGGAUGCAAAAUGUAUUCAAAUUCAUGAGCAGACUUUUCUCACACUGACACACCCAUAACAACUGAGGUUCAUUCAUAGUAAGGAAGGCUGCAUUUAAUAUAGACAUUUAAAGAGAGGCCAGAGAUUUGCUUUUGUCGUUACUGGGACCAGCGCACAAGUCCAAUUAUGAAGAAAGCACGCCAGCACCUCGAAUUCCCUUGAAGUUUGUGAAGAAUCAGCAUGACAACUAAAACUUGGACAAACUUCUACAGACGUGUGGUGGAGAGUAUAUUGACUGGCUGUAUGGAAACACCAAUGCUCUUGAACGGAAAAUCCAACAAAAGUAGAUUGUUUUUGUGAGUGGGCUGUAUCCUUCACCUGGUUUUGCUCAGGUUAUUCUCUUAUAACCACCCAGGUCAUGUUCUUUUCUUGCUGCUGCCGUCAGGAAGAAGGUACAGGAGCUUCAGAACUCACACCAUCAGGUUCAGGAACAGUUAUUACCCCUCAGGCUCUUAACCCCUCAACCAUCAGGCUCUUGAAGCAAGGGGGAUAACUUCACUCAAUUUUACUUGCUCCAUGACUGAACUGUUCUCACAACCCAUGGACUCACUUUCAAUAACUCUUCAUCUCAUGUUCUAGAUACUUAGAUACAUAGAAACAUAGAAAACCUACAGCACAAUACAAGCCCUUCGGCCCACAAAGCUGUGCCGAACAUAUCCUUACCUUAGAAAUUACCUAGAGUUACCCAUAGCCCUCUAUUUUUCUGAGCUCCAUGUACCUGUUCAGGAGUCUCUUAAAAGACCCUAUCGUAUCCACCUCCACCAUUGUUGCUGGCAGCCCAUCCCACGCACUCACCACUUUCUGUGUAAAAAAACUUACCCCUGACAUCUCCUCUGUACCUACUUCCAAGCACCUUAAGACUGUGCUCUCUUGUGCUAGCCUUUUCAGCCCUGGGGAAAAGUCUCUGACUACCCACACGAUCAAUGCCUCUCGUCAUCUUAUACACUAAUUCAUUUAUUCCUUAUUUAUUACUGUUAUCUUUUUUUUGAAUUUGCUCAAUUUGGUGUCUUUUGCACAUUGGUUGCUUGUCUGUCCUGAUAGAUUCUAUUAUGGUUAUUAUUAUUGAUUCUAUUGUGGUUCUUGGAUUUAUUGAAAAUGUCCACAAGAAUCUCAGAGUUGUAUAUGGUGACAUAAAUGUACUUUGAUAAUAAUUUUACAUUAUACUUUGUACUUUGUAUGUACAUUGAAACACCAAAGUGCUUAGAGUCAGAAUCAGAAUUAGAAUCAAGUUUAAUAUCAGUGGCAUAUGUCACGGAAUUUGUUGUUUCAUGGCAGCAGUAAUUUGCAGUACGUAAUAAUUAUAAAACUAUAAAUUGCAAUAUGAAGUAUAUUAAAAAUUAAAUUAAAUAAACAGUGCAAAAAGAGAGGAAUGAAAACACUGGUAGUGUGCAUGGGUUCAUUUUCCAUUCAGAAAUUUACUAGCAGAGGAGAAGAAGCUGUUGCUGAAACAUUGGGUGUGUUUCCUCAGGCUCUGGAUGGUAGCUUGCAUCAGUGAACAACACAGUCCGAGGAUCUCCCAGUGGUCACACAUUUUAAUUCCACAUCCCAUUCCCAUUCUGACAUGUCUAUCCAUGGCCUCCUCUACUGUAAAGAUGAAGCCACACUCAGGUUGGAGGAACAACACCUUAUAUUCCGUCUGGAUAGACUCCAACCUGAUGGCAUGAACAUUGACUUCUCAAACUUCCGCUAAUGCCCCACCUCCCCCUUGUAAACCCAUCCAUUAUUUAUUUAUAUACACACAUUCUUUUUCUCUCUCUCCUUUUUCCUCCCUCUGUCCCUCUCACUAUACCCCUUGCCCAUCCUCUGGGUUUUUCCCCCCUUUCCCCUUUUCUUUCUCCCUGGGCCUCCUGUCCCAUGAUCCUCUAGUAUCCCUUUUGCCAAUCACCUGUCCAGCUCUUGGCUCCAUCCCUCCCCCUCCUGUCUUCUCCUAUCAUUUUGGAUCUCCCCCUCCUUCUCCCACUUUCAAAUCUCUUACUAGCUUUUCCUUCAGUUAGUCCUGACGAAGGGUCUCGGCCCAAAACAUCGACUGUACCUCUUCCUAGAGAUGCUGCCUGGCCUGCUGCGUUCAUCAGCAACUUUGAUGUGUGUUGCUUGAAUUUCCAGCAUCUGCAGAAUUCCUCGUGUUUGCAGUCCGAGGAUUUGCUUGCCCACAAUUUACUAACACUAAUCCAUGCACCUUUGGAACAUGGGAGGAAAAUGAAGCAUCUUGAGGACACCAACAUGGUCAUGGGAAAAAUGUAUGAACUCCUCAGAGAUAGCGAUGGAAAUUGAACCCUCAUCACUGAUACUGUAAAGUGCUGGGCGAACUGCAACGAUACCACACUAGCUGCAUAAAAUGGAGCCUUCCUUAGUAUUAACUGAUUACCCUCAGUUGUUACAGGUAUGUCAGUGUGAGAGAAGCCUGCUCACGACUUUGAAAACACAUAAAAUGUGAUGGUUGAGAGUCUCAACAGCUACCUGAGGUGGUGCCUCACAGCACCAGAAAUUUGGGUUUAAUUGUAACCUUGAAUCCUGUCAAUGUGGACUUUGCAUGUUCUUCUUGUGUUCCAGUAACCUCUCAUAGAUUGAUUGGUCAUAAUAAAUCUUCCCUAGUGGAGAGAAUCUGGGCAGGAGCUGUUGUGAAUGUUGAUAAUAAUAAAAAAGGAUUAAUAUGUAGGAUUGCUUUAAUUGAUUGGGGUAGGAGGUGGGUGAUUGGGGAGGCAGUACACCCCUUCCCAUCACUUAGGCAAGGCACCCCUUGUGUCCCCGUGCAUGGCCUUAUAGUUUUCUGCACUAUUCUGAAUGCUAGGCCCUGCUUUGAAUGGUUGUGGGUCAGAGAUUCCCAGAAGUCAGUUAGAAUGUCACGCUUCAUCAUUGAGGCUUGGAGUACAUCCACCCUUUAUUCACACAGUGGUCACUUCCGUGACAAGUUUGAAAAGAGCUUCUGGCACAUCCAUAUGGAGGGUUAGUAUAAAAGUAUGAUGAUAGGCAGUCCAGACUCAAUUGGCCAAAUUCUCCACUGUCAUACUGUGUCUCCCCGUGACUCCAUAUCUCCUUAAUAUGCCAUGAAUCAGAUUCAGAAUCAGGUUCAUUAUAACUGUAAUAUAGAUGAAUGUAUAUGCAUUAUAACAUAGAUGACAUGAAAUUGGUUGUUUUGUCACAACAGUACAGUGAAAAGACAUGAUUUUUUUCUGCCCAAUGUGCAUUCCCAGCACCAAAUUGUAGUGAAGUCCACAACCGGAUCUCUGUGUGAGUUUCAUGGCAUGAUGAUGAUGCCAUGAAUUUGAAGCCCAUGGUUGAGCUGCGGAUUCCUUAACUCGCUCUUCUUGAUAGUAUUUCCAAGCUGGUUGCCAAACACCUGCUAAGAAAGAGCGAUAAAUGUUAUUGAAAUCCCCUCACUAAUUACAACGAACCUUACUGGAGAUGAGAAUGCAGUAGUCUAGACAAAGUGCUGUUACCUCUGGGUUCAACACGUCUCAAACUGAUAGGUUAACAUCUGUUGAUUAUAAAGAUCUUACAUGAAAGGUAUUUAGAUUGCCUCAGUUCUGUAGCCAUGGAGUCAUUGCAAAAACCUUCAACUAAUUUGACAAUUAAGUUCAAUUAAGCUCAGCAAUUUGUGGGAAUGGGAAAUGUUGCAAUCCUGACUUAGAUAAUGCUAACCUCACUUCUCAAAGUCAAACCUGCCACGGAAUGGAAAAUGCUAUCUGUUGCCUGUCUGUGUAUGAAAAUUAAGAAAAAAAACAGCAGAUAACGAAAUUCUGAAAUAUUAACAAAUGAAGUGUUGGAAACUAUGCUGGUCCAACAGUAUAGAUGGAAACAGAAACGAGUUAACAGACCCUUCACCAGAAUUUUCUCUUUUUAUUUCUAUCCAUUUAUGGCCUGCCUAGAUAUCUACAUUCUGGAACUUGACCGUUGGAAAAAUGAAUUUUCCCAUUGAUAAAGGAAUUAUAAAGGAAAAAAAAGAGUUGCUCUGGAUUUCCAGCAUCUGCAGAAUCUCUUGUGAUUAGGAAUUAUAAAUUUCCAUUUUAAUUUAGUAAACUGACCUGAUCAUUUGCUGCUUAUAGAAGUAUAACAUAAAAUGAGAAUAGAGUGCAUUGUGUCCUGCUUUCUAUCAGUGAAAAAUGAAAGACAAACUACUGGUGAAUAUGUGUUUUUCAAUGAUGAAUUAAAUUGGAUAUCGUUAUAAUUACCCAAAUAAAGAAUAAAGAAAUCUGGCUAGACUACAGUGUUGAUUAAAGUCUUCAGCGUUCAAUGUGUCAUAUCCACACCUCAUAGCAAUAUCAAUUGAUUGUUUAUAGUAUAACUAAGUUUUUAGUAGACCCGUAGCUUUUGUGGCAAAUAUCACACCCAAUUCACAAGCCUCUUGGGCUGAUUUGUUAAAACGCUCUGUUCUGAUGCUUCCCUUCAUGAUCGUUUAAAAAAAAAGUGGAAAGGCCAGACUAGGAGAUCUAGUUCAAACCAGUGAAUACAUUGCUACUUUUGGAAAAUUCAGGUUAGAGUUGACCAUUUGAAGACAAAAGAAAUGUGUAAUAUAUAUCUGUCUAUGACAAAAUGCCAAAAUUGCAUUUAAAACAUCUGUUCAACAUUUUCUGUAAACUUGCAAUGCAACAAAUAGUAAAGUAUAACUUAUUUUUGAUCUUGGAAAUGAGAAUGUUGGUAACCAAGUCCACAAAUAUUAGUAUUUGUUUUUCCCACCCCUUCCAAUUUAUUACUUAUUCAUUUUGCUUUGAACAAUGUUGAUUCAUGUCAUUACAUUAGUAACUUUGUGUAGUUGCUGUGAUAAUCAUUCAGUGAGUUGCAGUUCUGUGGGUGAAAAUGCCUUGAUAAUGAGAGAAGUCAGAGGAGAAAUGGCCAGACUGGUUCAAGCUGACAGGAAGGUGAGGAGAAAAGCAUCCCUAUAUGCACAACACAUCAAAACUUGAAGUGGAUGUGCUGCAGCAGCAGAGGAUGACGGACAUACACUCUAUAUAUAUACUGAGUGCAUAUACAGAGUCUAGCAGAUGAGUUCCAACUGUCGGAAGCCAAGAAUCAAUCACUAUUGGAACCAUAUUUUAAUUCUACAUUGGGGAAAGAACAUGGACUCUCUGAGAUGCGAGAUAAUGUUGGGAAUGGGGAAAUACAAGUAUGAAGGAAGACCUGAAAAACUGGGUCUUUCUUUUUAAGAACAAUGCGGAUUUCUAGAUGAUGAUUGAAUAAUGAAAGGCUGGGUCAGGCUAGAUAGAAACAGUCUGUUUUCAAUGACAAGGGUCCAUUGGCACUAGAUUAAACACAAGCAGGAGGAAGUUCAUUACAAAGAGGGUUGUGAAGCACUGGAAUUCCCCAUAACAUUAAUGGUCAUACAGCAGUUUGCUUUUAUAUGGGGAUUUUUAACUCAGUAAAAAAUCACGGUGUACCUUACUGUAUUGAGAUAGUAACAAUGGUAACUUUCACAGUUCCUGCCCACAUUACCAAGUUCUCUAUAGAUUAUUAUCAUUCCCACAACCAACACUCAACCCCUCCCCCCGCCAUCAUCACAGAUUUUAUUGUUCCUUUGUGAGAUUUAACAGUCAAAUAGUACUUUUGAAGUAGUGGUGAUUGUUGCAUUAUGCACAGCAAGCUCCCACAGACAGUGAUAAGAUAGCGAUAACAUAUAGCAAUUCAACAUCAAUGGGAACAUUGCAUGAAUGUUGUGAAUUGUUCAAAACAAACUUUACUAUACACCACACAUAAACUUUCCAUGCAUAAAUUUUAAUUAAAUAGUCAAAUUACGUGUCUCCUUACAAAUACAAGAAAAAUCUAAAAUGCUGGAGGAACUCAGGAGGCCAGGCAGCAUCUUUGGAAAAGAGUAAACCAAUGUAUCCCAACCUUUUUUUGCCCAAAGUCCCCCUAAAGCAUUUUCAUACUUACCAAUGCUCCGCCCCCAAAGCACUUUCAUACUUACCAGGGAUCCCCCCCCCACAAAGCACAAUAUAUUUUCCGGCACCCUUAUAGUGUAAAAACAUGAGGAAAAUUAUUCUGCUUUAAAUUUUUAUUUGUCUUUAAACCUAGCUUACACAGUACCUGUGCACUGUACAGCAAUCUCAAUGUGAUCCUUGAGCUUGAUGGUUUUUAGCAAGAAUUGAAGUAUCUUGCUCAGGUUGUGACAGCAAAAGCCUUUAAGUCCCCACUCGUAAUAAUGUCCUAGCAGUUCCUGCUUUUUGUGAAUAUGUUGUUCACUGUACUGAAGCCUCUUUCAACAAGGUAGGAGGAUGGAGAUGCAACGAAGAGCAGUUCAGUUCUUCUCCAAAGAUCAGGAAGCUUUGUAUGACAGUGUAGCCAUAUACCACAAAAGCUGACAUUUUUGAAAAGCAUUUUUGCUUCUUCAUCAUUCUGAAUUUCAAUAAUUUCUUCUUGAAAGCUCUCUUCUUGUUCUUCCACCUUGCAAAGAAGUAGGUUAGUUACCCAGUCCAGAACUUACAGAUCAUUCAAAUCCUUGAAUUGAUUCUGAAAAUCCUUCUUCAGUGACUGCAGGUGUAAGCAGUACUCUUACAAAUCACCAUCCAUGAAAGACAGUGCCAUAGUUUCCAUGCAGGGAAACUGUGAGAACAUUCUUCUCCCAAUCUUUCCAAUUUUCCAACAAAAGUGGACACUGCACUUUUUUGCCUGGAUUAAAUUGAAAUUCUCGCUCUGCAGUUUCACAUUUAGAAUGUUCAUUUUGUCACAUAGAUCGCCUAGGUAUGCCACAUCUCAACGUAAAAGUUCAAUUUUGUUUCCUAAGCUCUUGUCAACUUUAAACAAAAUUUCAACCACAGUGUCAAAAGGAUCAAAAAAAAUGUCUUAAGCAGCAGCCUUUUGACAGUCAAUGUACAUCAGAGUGAAGAAACAAGCAUUCAAACUUUUCAUCAUUGUCUUGGCAUAACUGGCAAAAUAUUCUGCUAUUUAAUGGAUGAGCUAUAAUUUUGUUGAUAGAUAUUACAGGAGUCAUACUUGAAAAAAAGUUGCGAGCUGAAGUUUUUGGCUGUGAGAUGUUGAC
Mobula hypostoma (lesser devil ray) is the source of this 15613-nucleotide messenger RNA. Its product is annotated as inward rectifier potassium channel 16-like. Gene Ontology annotation, cellular component: plasma membrane. Gene Ontology annotation, molecular function: inward rectifier potassium channel activity. The record is from RefSeq and is a predicted model, not a curated record. NCBI's taxonomy places the organism in Eukaryota, Metazoa, Chordata, Chondrichthyes, Myliobatiformes, Myliobatidae. The transcript has 4 exons. Gene Ontology annotation, biological process: potassium ion import across plasma membrane; regulation of monoatomic ion transmembrane transport. Bases 559 to 1776 code for a protein of 405 amino acids.